AUGGGUGAGUCGAUUCGUCAGAAUGGAGAGAAAGUAGGUGAUAAACCGGAAGAUUCACCAUUUCCUCUCACGGACAUAGAUAGAUGGGUGUUAUCACAGACUGACGACGAGUUUCAUCUGCAUGAUUGGGACGAGUUGAAAGAGAUUAUAGCAACGAAUAAUCUCUCAAUCCUCAAACGAAAGCCCUCUGACCUUCGUCGAUAUAUGUCUUGGUCCACAACUAUUAAAGCCGAGUAUGGAAGUAUGAUGAAUUAUAUCCUCCAACAUCGACUUCCCUGGGGCUCGCCACCAUUCAGCUACAUCUCUUCAAUCCCAUUUGAGAACCCCUCGGAUUACAAAAUUUUGCUAAAUGAUUGGCCAUACGGUCUCUCGAAAGAUGUUACCCAUUUUGUGGUCUGGUCAAAAACACCGAUCGCCACCGACGAUGGGAAUGGAGAUGUGACGGAUGAGAGCCGGAAAAUAAUUGAAGAUUUCGUGAAGAGAACAUUUGCUGAUAGGUUGGAAGGCACUGAUAGAGUGAUGUGGUUUAAGAAUUGGGUCGCAUUGCAGAGUGUCAGAGCCCUUGAGCAUAUCCAUGUCUUGAUCAAAGAUGUCCAGAAGGAUGAUAUUGAGUUCUGGACACGGAACAAGGUCUAG
Messenger RNA from Botrytis sinoallii, 636 nucleotides. RefSeq lists its product as uncharacterized. Gene Ontology annotation, cellular component: cytoplasm. Lineage: Eukaryota; Fungi; Ascomycota; Leotiomycetes; Helotiales; Sclerotiniaceae. The coding region runs from base 1 to 636 and encodes 211 amino acids. Gene Ontology annotation, biological process: N-acetylglucosamine metabolic process. The transcript has 2 exons. The record is from RefSeq and is a predicted model, not a curated record.